CUUGGAUAUCCCUUUCCAUCUGGGACCCAUCUGUGUUUCCCUGGAUUCGGACAAGACGCUCAGACAGCGAGGAGCUUGCAUAUGUGGGAGAGCAGACACAUGUCUGACAUAUGAAGAAGGGGAGAGAGAGAGAAAAAGCAGCAAGAACCGGCUGGAUUAUAGUAAUACUAGGAAAGAAGAGAGGAUAGAAGGAGGGGUGCAUCUAUUCCCAUCCCAACAGAAGACCAUUAUAGCAGAAAUAUUUCAAGAUUUCUCACUUUGUUUUUCUUUGCUUCGGCAUUCAGACAGUGGAGAGAAGAAGAACCCUGCAAUGCCCGGUUCUCCUGUGGAGGUCAAAGUCCACUCCAGAUCCAUACCUUCCGCAAUGCCACCCCUGCCACCCAUCAACCCCAGCGGGCCCAGGCCAGCGUCCUUCUCCUCCACAGCACUGACCAAUGGGAUCAACCACUCCCCUCCCACGCUGAACGGAGUGCCCUCCCCUCCUCAGAGGUUCAGUAACGGACCUUCAUCCUCUUCCUCCUCCUCACUGGCCAAUCAGCAGCUCCCUGCCACCUGCGGAGCCCGGCAGCUGAGCAAGCUGAAACGUUUCCUCACCACGCUGCAGCAGUUUGGCAAUGACAUCUCACCAGAGAUCGGGGAGAGUGUCCGCAACCUGGUGCUGGCACUCGUGAAUUCCACGGUUACAAUAGAAGAAUUCCACGGCAGACUUCAAGAAGCAACCAAUUUUCCACUCCGGCCCUUUGUGAUCCCCUUUUUAAAGGCUAACCUGCCCCUCCUGCAGAGGGAGCUCCUGCACUGUGCCCGGGCUGCCAAGCAGACCCCAGCGCAGUACCUGUCCCAGCACGAGCACUUGCUGCUCAGCACCACCAUGGCCUCCCCCCCUGACUCCUCGGAGCUGCUGCUGGAGACCAACGAGAACGGCAAGAGACGCAGCCCUGACAGAGGUAAAGAGAACGGGUUUCAUGAGCGGGUACCUGUCGCCAUGGAGCCCCCAGCCAAACGCAUCUGCACAAUCAGCCCUGCCCCCCGCCACAGCCCUGCCCUGCCGGUGCCCCUCCCACUGAACACUCAGCACCAUCCCACACCUCCCCCCCUGCAGCACUACGCCCUGGAGGAUGUCACCGGCCCGCACAACUACCGGGACCCCCAGCGCCUCCUAGAGGUCCGAGACGUCAAAGAGCGGCCACGCCAUCCAGGCACAAACGGGGGCUAUCGCGAAGAGCCAAUGGACCACAGGCUGACAGAGCGAGAGUGGGCGGAUGAGUGGAGACACCUCGAUCAUGUAAGGCCUGUUGUUUUCGCCAAGGGCAGGACAGAACAAGGAGUGCAAAAUGUGCUGAACUGCAUCGUGGACAUGGUGGAGAAGACGCGGCGCUCCAUCGCAGUGCUGCGCCGCUGCCAGGAGGCAGACCGCGAGGAGAUGCACUACUGGAGGAGGCGUUCCAGUGAGCACGAGGAGGAGAGGAAGAGCACCCCCUCCAAGCAGAGCAGCCCCCGCGGGGGAGGAGACAGCGAUUCCCAGUUCACACCCCGGUCUGGUUACGUCCCGGAUGAGAUCUGGAGAAAAGCUGAGGAGGCGGUGAAUGAGGUGAAGCGGCAGGCCAUGGGCGAGGUGCAGAAAGCCGUGGCAGAGGCUGAGCAGAAGGCCCUCGAGCUGGUCACUGUGGAGAGAGCCAGGAUGGAGAAGACCCUGGCAGAGGCCAAGCGCCAGGCCACCAAGGACGCCAUCCAGGUCAUCAACGAGCAGGAAGACUCCAGCGAGAGCUGCUGGAACUGCGGUCGCAAAGCCAGUGAAACCUGCAGCGGCUGCAACGCGGCCCGUUACUGCGGCUCAUUCUGUCAGCACAAGGACUGGGAGAGGCACCACCUGAUCUGCAGCCCAGGACUCCAGGCGCAACCCAAACCCCCCUCCGCAGUGCCAGGCAGGGCAGCGGGCAAGUUCCCAGACAGCGUGGCUACAGCCAGCCCAGCACUGGAGAAGAUCACCACGACUGCCUCCAGGUCAUCGACACCAGCCUCUGUCUCAGCCGCGGAGACCAAUGGACACUAAGACCCUCCGUGGAGAACUGGAGGGUAUCUUUCAAAGCCAUUAACUUUUCAACUGUAUAUUGUCAAUGACACAAACAGAAUCCCUUCAAAGCAACUGAUCAUCCACACCUAAAAAGAGGGACACUUUCUUGGAUUUUGGUUGGGACCUAUUGAAAGGUGUCCAUUCCCUCCAUUGUAAUAUUGUAAUGCUUAAAAAAAAAAAACAGGGACCUUCUUUUCCUCAGUACCCAAUCCCA
Molecule: messenger RNA, 2285 nt
Organism: Acipenser ruthenus (sterlet)
Lineage: Eukaryota; Metazoa; Chordata; Actinopteri; Acipenseriformes; Acipenseridae
Product: protein CBFA2T2-like
Exons: 11
Coding region: 311-2050 (579 amino acids)
Biological process (GO): negative regulation of DNA-templated transcription; DNA-templated transcription
Cellular component (GO): nucleus
Molecular function (GO): transcription corepressor activity
Source: RefSeq, a predicted model, not a curated record